GAAGAAGAAAAGACAAAGAAAAAGAAAGAGAUGGAGAGUAGAGGGAAAAGAAGUGUGUGAGAGACAGCCAGAAAGUGUAAGUGAACAAGCAAGAGAAGUCUAAGUGUGUAUAAAAUCGAGCAUUAGACAGUGGAUAGAUACAGUGGUGUGUCAUCAACAGGUCAGUGGACUUACCGGGGGGAUUAUGUCCAAACCUUCGUCCAACGUCAAGGCCCUUCAGGCUAAUUUGAACAUCCCGAUGGGAGCUUUGCGUCCAGGGGCGGGACAUCCUGUCAAGAGGAGAGAGGAGACAGUAGAAACAGUAGAGGAGCCUCAAUCACCCGACCAGACCAGCGCUGCAGCCCAGACGCCGGAGGAGAAGAAGGCGUUGCCGGGUGCGGUGAAACUGCCUGGGCCUGCCGUUAACCUAUCAGAGCUGCAGAACGUCAAGAGCGAACUACGAUGGGUCACCAAGGAAUAAUGUAUAGGAUCCCCCAGCCAGCCAGCCAGCCAGCCAGCCAGGCAGGCAGGCAGGCGGAGAGGAAAGCAGAUAAUCUUCAUAGACACAGACUUGCCCACUGCCACUGAAGACUAGCAAAACUACAAGCUAAUCCAAACAUGUUCAGAGACACAAACACAAACAGCUUCCUGCGAAGUCCACGUCUGCAGAAAAUGUCCAGCAACUUCUACUACCACCGAGAAGCAGGCAUCCAUAAACUGUCAGUCUUUCAAUCAGUACUCUAGCAGUUUGAAACAAUAAAACAUGUUUCUCCUACCAUGUCAGUCGAUGCUGUUGUGUCACUAAAUACAAAAUUAAAUCAUAAUUCAUGCAAAAAAAAAAAACAGAAAAAAAACAAAAAAAAAAGUGUCUUGUGAAGAUGAAGAACUUGUUUUUCGCUGCAGCUAAGACUCCUCUUUACUCGGGACUUUUGGAAGUAUGUGAGUUGUAUUGCAUUACAGAGAUAUUCUAUGCUUUUGUUUUGUUUUGUUUUUCAGGGGUUGUUUUAACGAAAGCAAUAUUUGUAUUUAAGUCUGGGUCAUCUGGUGACAAUCGACACAAUCAACUGUGACUCCCCACUAACUCUGUGAUGACCAACUCUUUUCCAUACUGUCAAAGCUCCAGCUAUUCAACACUGAUUUAUACUGAUGCUUUCUAUUAAGUUAUUUCCUUUCUAAAUGUUGUUCACAAUUUGUGGGAUUUCAGUUCAAUUGUGCUACUUUUUAGGGGGAAAUUAUAAUAUUGUAUUUGUUUUAUGGUUAUGAUGAUGAAUAUCUUCAGGAAAAUACUGCAAUAAAUCCAAAUGGUUCUAAAA
Messenger RNA from Seriola dumerili (greater amberjack), 1292 nucleotides. RefSeq names its product small muscle protein, X-linked (gene smpx). The record is from RefSeq and is a predicted model, not a curated record. The transcript has 5 exons. Gene Ontology annotation, cellular component: muscle tendon junction; M band; costamere. Lineage: Eukaryota; Metazoa; Chordata; Actinopteri; Carangiformes; Carangidae. The coding region runs from base 185 to 460 and encodes 91 amino acids.